AUGCCAUACCUGCCCAUAGAGGACUACGGAAUCAUCGGCAACAUGCAUACUGUGGCGCUUGUAGGAACAAACGGCUCCAUCGACUGGUUUUGUUCCCCCAACUUUGACUCGCCCAGCAUUUUCGCCGCCAUCCUGGACGAGAAUAAAGGCGGGUACUUCAAGAUUGCCCCAGCUUUUUAUCAAGAGGACCUGACCACCAAGCAGAUGUACUGGCCGGAAACCAACGUGCUGGUAACCCGUUUCCUCUCAUCGGAAGGGGUCGGAGAGGUCAUUGACUUCAUGCCGGUAGGCGAGCAUCACUCACAGCACAACCACAACGAACUGAUCCGCCGGGUCAACGUGGUGCGGGGAACCAUGACCUUCCGGAUGGAGUGCUUUCCUGCAUUCAACUUCGCCCGCAACAGACAUGAACUCCACGUUAAUGGCAAAGGCGCGGACAUGAUCUCCGAGGGCAUCACUAUCAGGUUAUCCUGCACCUUGCCGCUGGAACGUUCCGGUGACGGGCUAGUGUCCGAGUUCACCCUGCAGGAGGGGCAGACCGCCACCUUCGCCCUCGACGAGACCAGCAAUAACCUGGAAGCUCUCCAUCCCUUCGACGAGGCCGAGAGCGAAGUCCUAUUCAACGAUACGGUGGAAUACUGGCGAAGCUGGCUGUCCCAGUGCACCUACCGGGGACGCUGGCGGGAAAUGGUACACCGGUCCGCGCUGGUGCUGAAACUUCUUACCUACGAUCCGACUGGAGCCAUAGUAGCUGCUCCCACCUGCAGCCUGCCCGAGGACGUGGGCGGUGUCCGCAACUGGGAUUAUCGGUAUACCUGGAUCCGGGAUGCGGCAUUUACUCUCUACGCCCUGCUGCGCAUCGGGUUUACCGAGGAAGCCAGCAAUUUCAUGAAGUUCAUCGAGGCCCGGGCCAAAGAACUUAAUCCGGACGGUUCCCUGCAGGUCAUGUACGGGAUAGACGGGCGUCACGAACUUACCGAGGAAAGCCUCUGGCACCUGGACGGUUACAAGGGUUCGACUCCGGUACGUAUCGGCAACGGGGCCCACAACCAGUUGCAACUGGAUAUCUACGGCGAGUUGAUGGACUCGGUCUAUAUCUACAACAGGCACGCCGAGCCCAUCUCAUUUGAUUUCUGGAACCACUUGCGCCGGCUUACAGACUGGGUGGUGGACAACUGGAACCGCGAGGACGAGGGCAUCUGGGAGGUCCGAGGCGGGCGAAAACACUUCGUGUAUUCCAAGCUAAUGUGCUGGGUCGCCAUGGAUCGGGCCAUCCGCCUGGCUGAUGCACGCGCCUUUCCGGCAGACCGGCCCCGAUGGGAAGCCACGCGGGACGCCAUCUACGAGGAAAUCAUGGAGCACGGCUGGAGCGAGGAGCGCCAGGCCUUUGUUCAAUCCUAUGACAGCGAUUGCCUGGACGCUUCGAACCUGCUAAUGCCCCUGGUGUUCUUUGUGGCCCCAUCUGACCCGCGCAUGCUGAAGACUAUAGAAGCCACGAACCGGUCGCCGGAACAAGGGGGCCUGGUUUCCAACAGCCUGGUUUACCGCUACAACAUUGAAAUGUCGCCCGACGGAUUGAUGGGUUAUGAAGGGUCCUUCAACAUCUGCACCUUCUGGCUGGUGGAAGCCAUGAGUCGGGCCGGCCGCUACGACCCCAAGGCGCUGGACCAAGCCCGGCUAAUCUUCGAAAAGAUGCUGAGCUACGCCAACCACCUGGGACUUUAUGCCGAGGAAACGGGUCACAGCGGUGAGGGUCUGGGCAACUUCCCGCAAGCCUUUACCCACCUAGCCCUGAUCAGCGCAGCCUGCAACCUGGACCGGGACAUUGACACUGCGGGCCAGGUUAACUGGUAG
Geodia barretti is the source of this 1854-nucleotide messenger RNA. The record is from the annotation of a GenBank genome assembly. Lineage: Eukaryota; Metazoa; Porifera; Demospongiae; Tetractinellida; Geodiidae.